AUGGAAGCUAAGCGAGGCUCAACGGUCUCCGAGAUGGAGUUAUGCAAAGCAAGCAAAGGACUUCAUGCGACGAAAGAUAGUCGAGAGCAUUCAAAUUCACUUGAGUAUGACUCGCGAGUAGCUGAGAAGCUUGAGGCCAUGUACAACAAGUUCGGCGGUGACAUCGAAGCCAUUUUUAAGGAGCUCAACGAGAGUCCGCGCAAAGCUUUAAAGCAUUCACCAAAGUCGGCGGCUGAAUUUGGCAGAAAAUACGCCCAAGGCUUUUAUACAAUGGCGGAGGCCAAGUGA
Plasmopara halstedii is the source of this 288-nucleotide messenger RNA. RefSeq lists its product as uncharacterized. The coding region runs from base 1 to 288 and encodes 95 amino acids. The transcript has 2 exons. Lineage: Eukaryota; Oomycota; Peronosporomycetes; Peronosporales; Peronosporaceae. The record is from RefSeq and is a predicted model, not a curated record.